Carassius gibelio (silver crucian carp) is the source of this 4979-nucleotide messenger RNA. Its product is annotated as N-alpha-acetyltransferase 25, NatB auxiliary subunit. The record is from RefSeq and is a predicted model, not a curated record. Lineage: Eukaryota; Metazoa; Chordata; Actinopteri; Cypriniformes; Cyprinidae. Gene Ontology annotation, molecular function: protein binding; protein-N-terminal amino-acid acetyltransferase activity. The transcript has 24 exons. The coding region runs from base 153 to 2996 and encodes 947 amino acids. Gene Ontology annotation, biological process: N-terminal peptidyl-methionine acetylation. Gene Ontology annotation, cellular component: cytoplasm; NatB complex.
UAGUAAAGGGCUGCAGGAGCUGUGGAGAGCCGGUUAGGCCUGUGGAGCUGAAGCCGCGGUGUCGGUUCGGCUGCGGCGCCGGAUGACAGUGCGUCCUCACGCGGUCACACGCUGAAGUUUCAAUCGAUUACCUGGACAAUGGCAACAACAAGAUGGCAAUCCAGCAGGCUGACAAACUGCUCAAGAAGCACAAAGAUCUGCACUGUGCAAAGGUCUUGAAGGCGAUCGGUCUGCAGCGCACCGGCAGACAGGACGAAGCCUUCACAUUGGCGCAGGAAGUGGCCGUUCUCGAACCCACAGACGACAACUCUUUGCAAGCACUGACCAUCCUCUACAGAGAAAUGCACCGGCCCGAGUUAGUGACCAAGCUUUAUGAAGCUGCAGUCCGGAAAGUUCCAGCGAGCGAGGAGUACCACUCUCACCUCUUCAUGGCCUACGCCCGGGUCGGGGAGUACAAGAAAAUGCAACAGGCUGGAAUGGCGUUAUAUAAAAUUGUCCCCAAAAACCCAUAUUACUUCUGGUCAGUGAUGAGCUUGGUGAUGCAGGCCAUUUCAGCACAAGACGAGAAGCUCUCUCAGACCAUGUUCCUGCCACUGGCUGAGCGUAUGGUGGAAAAAAUGGUCAAGGAGGAAAAAAUAGAGGCAGAAGCUGAGGUCCAGCUGUACUUCAUGAUCCUGGAGCGUUUGGGCAAAUAUGUGGAGGCACUGGAUGUGGUUCAGGGGCCACUUGGAGAGAAGCUGACCAGUGAACUGCAGAGCCGUGAGAACAAAUGCAUGAUGCUGUACCGCCGUCUGGAGCGCUGGGCCGAGUGCAACGCUCUGUCCUGCAAGCUGCUCCUGAAAAACCCUGACGACUGGCAGUUCUACAUAUUGUACUUUGACUCUUUGUUCCACCUUAUUGAUCAGAGCUGGGCACCUCCACAAGAAGGAGCUCAUUCUGCAGAAGGGGAGGUGCAUGCCUCCACAGCCCAGGCCAUCAGCUUCAUGAAGGAUCGAAUAGCCACAGAAGAAGCGAAGGAGUCCAAGCAUCUGAGAGGGCCGUACCUGGCCCGUCUGGAGCUCAUCAGACGGCUCCGAGAGCGCAGCUGUCCUGAAGCACAGCAGCUAGGUGAACCUCUUGAGCUCAUGUUCCAGUUCUUUGUGAAGUUUGGAGACAAGCCAUGUUGCAUCACCGACCUGAAGAUCUUUCUGGAUCUUCUCUCACCUGACCAACAUGUGCAGUUCAUCAACAGGCUAAUGGAGGCCGUGCCUCUGUGCGCUCCAGGAGAGGAUGGUGUUGCUCUUCCAGGAGACACUCGAGCUCUUCAGAGACAUCUGUGUGUGACCCAGCUGAGCCGCAGUCUGGGUCAGCAGCACGCGCUCAACACCGAGGGCAAACUGAGCCUCAUCAAACAACUGAAGGCACAUUACCAGCACGGCUUACAGUUCGGGAAGUCCUGUUUAAAAACCGAGCUGCAGUUCUCUGAUAUGUACUGUCUGAUGGCGGCUCAUGUCUUUAUAGACCUGUGGCUGGAGACGGGUGAUCAGAACAUGUUGUGGCAGUGUCUGGGGCUGUUAGAGGAAGGUCUCUCCCACAGUUCCUCUAAUGCUCAGUUCAAACUGCUGCUUUUGCUUCUGUACUGCCGUCUGGGGGCUUUUGAGCCGGUGGUAGAUCUUUACUCCAGCCUGGACGCCAAACACGUCCAGCACGACACCAUAGGGUAUUUAUUGACCCGCUAUGCAGAGUCUUUGGGCCAGUUUGCUGCUGCUUCCCAAUCUUGUAACUUCUCCCUCAGGUUUUUCCACUCGAACCAGAAAGAUACCUCAGAAUACAUUAUUCAAGCAUAUAAGUACGGGGCUUUUGAGAAAAUCCCUGAGUUCAUCGCCUUCAGGAACCGACUCAAUCACUCGCUACACUUCGCCCAGGUGCGCACGGAGAGGAUGCUGCUGGACCUCUUCCUGGAAGCCGACAUAUCGUCGUCUCUAGAGGAGAGUGUAAAAUCAAUGUCUCUAUGUCCGGAAGAGGACGACAUCCCUUGGGACAGCUUAAGAGAUAACCGUGACCUGACUGUCCUCGUCAGCUGGGACCCUAAGGACCGGCAGCUGAACGAGGAGCACAAGCAGCGCUCUCUAGAGGAAGACACCCUGUGGCUGAGAUUGAGGUCGCUCACGCUGCGUCUGAUUGGCUGCGUCUCUGCGCUCGCUCAUCCACCGGCAUCACGCAACUCUGAGAAGACGACUGAAAACGGAGUGGCGGCCAAACCGUCUUCUCUACAGUCGCUGCUCUCACAGCUAGAAAACACACUAAACCAAGCCACGCAGCUUACGGAAAAACAACCACAGCAUCAGUACCCGUUCGUGGGUCCCGUGGCGUCUCGUCUGGCUCAGGCUCUGUCCAGUGGCUGCUGUCAGUGUCAGCUCUCCUCUCUACAGAUCCCUCUGCACCUCCAGGAGCUCCAGACCACCGGCCUGGAUGACUCAGCAGAGCUCCAAACACAAAUAUCUAAUCUUUUCAAGUCUUUAGCGGUACAACUUCAAGAUAUGUUGGAAAAAUGUAAAGGUGACCUAUUAGAAGUUAAAGACGGUCAAAGCAAGCCACAACCAUUUUUACUGGAGAAUCUAGUCUACUUUGUUGAAUCCAUUUGUAUCGUCCUAUGGGUGUCUAAUUACUGUGGAAGUGUCCUCCGGCCCUUAAAGUCCAGUUUACAGAAGAAGAAGAAAAAGAAAAAAGAAGCCAGCACUGUAACGCCGCCGGUGCUCUCGGCCUAUCAGGAGUUCAGCAGCAGCUUGCAGAGUCUCCUCAAUCAGGCGCUGGAGCACAUCAAGAGCCAAGAGAUCAGCCUGACAGCAGUGAAGCUGGAAGCCCUCAGUCUGGAGGGACAAACCCUGUCUGAGGCAGAAGAGACCUUCACGAAGACUGCCAUGGAUAAGGUGCAUAGCAGCUACCUGCGUUCGCUGCAGGAGAUUGGGGAACUGUUAAAGAAGAGAGCGGACACGUUAAAAUCCUUCAAAAUCUGAGCGCUCCAUCGAUCCGGUCCCCGACCUGCAAUGCUCCACGCGACAGAGUCCUCGGCCCCUAACGCAAUCCUCCCGUCUCAGUCUGUGAACUCAGCUGGUCUCGUCUCCUUUUCCUAUUUAUCCGUCUCAUUACUCACGUACAGGCACACUGUAAAGUUCAACAACGGCUUCAGCACAAACAUCAACGGUGCUCUGCGCAGCACUUUUAAGUGGAAACGUAACAUUCAUAUCCCUAGCAAAACGAAAAUAAGCAAUUUUAGAAGUACUGCUAUAAAUUAUUGUACAUAGUUUGAAGAUAAAGAAUAUCAACGAGAACUCCUUGGCGAAUUAAAGUGAACUGCUUUGUCCUUUUGUCGAUGUCUUGCGUUAUCGUCUCUCUCACUUCCCAGCCGUAAACCUCACGAUUGAUGGUUCAUUUUCAGACGACACUCCAAAGCAAAAUAGUGCCGCUCCGUAUCGCAAGUAGCCAACUUCCAGACUGAUGCAAUCUGCGAUGUGUUUAAGUAGCCGUUCGCGAUGCACAACCAGCCAAGAGCUACGCUUCGUCCCGAGGAGAUUUCACGCAAACUUUUCGUCAGGGUGGCACGAGUAUCCAGAUGCUUCGGGUGCUUCUAUUGCGAUAUUUGUUUGUAUGUUACAAAUGACUUUACUUGAGCCGCAAGCGUACGAAAUGUAGCUUUCCCGAUUGUUUGUUUGGAAUUGCCACAUGUGAAGACAAAUAGCAUUUAGUGCUACUCGAGGUUUGGGUAAGUGUGUGUUUGUUUGUUAUCUUUUGAUUGAUGGUAAAAGACAUUUAUUCAGUCAUGUUUGGAAUUAAUUUUAUGAAUAACUGAAUCAAUUGGUUGGGGAAACGUUGUUUACUUUUUGAAAAAUUGUCGAUUGCACUGAUGAUGUCCCUUAAAUGAUGAGGUUUUAAUGUUGUUGCAUACCAAAAAAUGUCGAAAUUAGCCUUUGCGUUAAAGGGUUGGUUUACCCCAAAAUAAAAAAUCUGACACACAUUCAGAUUCACCCUCAUGUAAUUCCAAAACCAUUGGAAAUUCGUUCAUCUUCGGAACACAAAUAAUAUUAAUCGACUGUGAGAGACUUCGGUCCCUCCAUUUAAAAAGUCUUUCGCCCAAAAACACUGAUGAUUUAAAACAUUUGUAAAGAGAUUUAGCAGUGUAAUCCAAGUUUCUGAAUAAACACAAUCAUUUUAUGUGCUGAACUGAUUUAAUUGUUGCUUUUAUUCACUUAAAACAGAAGCACAAGCUUACUUGCUUGAUAUAUGCAUACUUGUGAAUUUUCAUUGGUUUAAGCAGGCAUGCUUGGGUCGUCGUUACCAAAAAUAAACCUUCUUUGUCGCUGAAUGUGAAUAAAAGCCUAAAAUAAAUGUGUUAAUCUUCAAAAGACUUGGAAUAAAGUCGAUCAAAUUGUAUGAAUUUAUUUUACGAACGUUUUGGGUGAACAGAGUUUCAAGGAUGGACGGAAACAUCUCAGACUUGAUUUAAAAUAUCUUAAUUUGUGUUAUAAACCAAUUUCUUAUGGGUUUGGACUGAAAUGGUGAGUAAAUUGACUGAAUUUUCAUUUUGGGGUGAAAUAAUCCCUUAACCUCGCAGUAGAGUCGAAGGUAGGUUUUUAUACGACUGAUUUGUUGAUGUCUACCGGGAAGUGCAACUUGUUUACAAUGUUUUCAAGCACCGUUUGAAUCAUGUUUCUAGCAUGUGUAGUCCGGUGUGCUACAAUCUACUACAGGCUUUCACCGCUUUAUAUCUGCUCGGGGAGGAUGGAAAGACGCUUUUCUCUUUUUUAUUUUGAUGUUCUUGUGUCGCUCCGGGACUGAAGGGCUCAUUUGGUGUCCUCACCCUCACAAAGACUGAGGAGGUCAAGAGCUGGUUGGAACUGUGUUGGCUUAUCAACUCUUUUGUUAGGGAAAUGGAGAAAAUAAACAAAAACACUGGAAUGUGAAAAGGAGUUUUUUUUUAAAUAAAAAGUAAUUGUUCCAUA